Molecule: messenger RNA, 1590 nt
Organism: Suillus fuscotomentosus
Lineage: Eukaryota; Fungi; Basidiomycota; Agaricomycetes; Boletales; Suillaceae
Exons: 1
Coding region: 28-1590 (520 amino acids)
Source: RefSeq, a predicted model, not a curated record
CUGGGUGACAAACUGGAUCUCAGCGGGAUGCCUUAUGCAGCAGGCACGGGACUAAAUACCACGAAACUAUGCCUACCAGGGACACGCACGAAUGUUCUCUCCCGGAUCACUGCAUGGAUCAAUGACAGCGGAGAUACUGCUCAGCAGGUGCUGUGGCUAUCUGGCCCUGCAGGCACGGGCAAGUCAGCCAUCGCUCAUACAAUAGCCAACUGGUUCAACAACUUGGGAGGGCUCGGUUCGUGUUUCUGCUUCGACCGGAAUCAAACCGACAAACAUCAUGAAAAAGUCUUCUCCACCAUCACUCGCGACCUCGCUGAUCGUGAUCCGGAGAUGAGACACGCAUUAGCGAAUGUAGUCGAACGUGCAAAUGCGCUCAAGAGCACGACAGACAUAGUCCAGCAGCGGCACAAGUUGUUGAUAGAAUCACUAAAGAAGUCUUCUGGGUCGAGCGUGGGGCCUGUCUUGAUCGUAAUCAAAGCGCUGGACGAGAGUGGGGAAGUCAAGACACGGCGCAACCUUCUCUGCAUACUUGCAGGUACCCUCAAGGGAGAAGGUCUUCCCAAAAUCACUGAACUCCCAUCCAACUUUCGGAUUCUCAUCACUUCUCGCACGCUUCCUGAUAUCAAUUCUGAAUUUCAGGAUGCUCCACAUAUUCAACGGUUAUCCAUGGACGACAUCUCAGAAAAAGACUCUAAGAGAGACAUACGCACAUUUGUGUCUCACGAGCUGAAAAAGGUGUCUGGUCUUGGAGACAAAGAGUUUGCAGACCUCGCUAACAGAGCUGGGGGACUAUUCGAGUGGGCGCGUCUUGCAUGCAACUACAUCCGAGACAUCGCUACUGGCUCACCUGCAAUUGAUCGCCUCAAUGACAUUGUGUCCCACAAUGAUGGAGAGCAGGAAAACUUGUUAUAUGGCAUGUAUAACUUCAUUCUAGGACAAAACAUGCGGAGGGAGAAACACGUCACAGAAGCUGGUUAUCAGCGAGCUCUAGCCAAGUUUCAUUCCGUGAUGGGACAAGUACUUGGCUCGGCCAAACCGCUCUCUUUAGAUGCCCUGAAUGCCAUGCGGUGCCAUUUUCCAGAUAAAAGCGAGCAUUACAGAGUGGAACUCAUUGUAGGAGACAUGGGAUCGCUGCUCAGUGGGACCACCAACUCAUCUAGCACCAUCCGACCCCUUCACGCAUCCUUCCGGGAAUUCCUGACAAACAAAUCAUCCAGUGGAGAGUUUUUUGUAGAGAUGUUGAACUCGCAACACGAUCUUGCUUUUGCGUCACUCAGAGUGAUGGAGCACGACCUUCACUUCAAUAUCUGUAAUUUAAAGUCUUCAUACCUCCCCAAUAGCAAAGAUACCGGUUUGCCGAAUAGAGUCACGACACACAUUCCCUCGCAUCUGUCAUAUUCCUGUCGAUUUUGGGCUACGCAUGUCCGAGCAACGGACUUUGACAGGGAACUCACCAAGGAAAUAGGAUCAUUCUUCGAUGAUGAGCGACUGCUCUUCUGGAUCGAAACACUUGGCCUUCUCAAUGGACUCAACAGUGCAGUUGCUGUGCUUCCAUUGAUUGCCCGGUGGCUGAAGGUGAGAACAGAGUGA